AUGUCUUUCGAACGAUAUUAUUCUCUUUAUGCUCUUCCCUUCUUGAUAUUUGCUUCGUUCUAUGCUGAAGCUCAAGUAUAUCAACAGCAAAUGCUUCCGCCAAGUCGGAAGUGUGUUCCACUGAGGAUACCGAUGUGUGUUGAUCUUCCGUAUAACAGUACAGUGUAUCCGAAUCUGUUGAAUCAUCAAACUCAAGAGGAUGCGGAAAUAGCAAUCAACCAAUUUAGUCCACUUGUGAAAGUCAGAUGUUCUGAAGACAUUAAACUUUUCUUAUGCACAGUGUACGCACCUGUUUGUACUCAGUUGGAAAAACCAAUCCAACCUUGCCGUGACUUAUGCCUGUCUGCAAAGAAUGGCUGUGAAAGUCUGAUGAUCAAAUUUGGAUUUCGAUGGCCAGAACAACUGGACUGUAAGCACUUUCCAACUGAAGGGAUUUGCGUCGGAGAGAACAAGACAAGUACACCGCCGCCAAAUCGAUCUCACUCUUUGGUGAACAAUCUGGAAUGUCCACUCACAAUGUCGGCAUCCAUGCGGUCGCACUUCUCUCUUCCACUGUCCAGUGGAGUACUUGAAGAUUGCAGUUUGCCAUGUGCCGCAGAUAAUCAGGUGCCGGUGUUUUUCGACAAACGUCAUCGUCGUUAUCUACGGUUUUGGACUGGUGGAUGGGCUGUAGCAUGUUGUGUUUGUGCGCUCUUCACAAUCACAACCUUUCUGGUUGAUCUCGCACGUUUUGCCUAUCCUGUCCGCCCAAUAUUGUACAUGGCAAUGUGUUAUCUGAUGAUCUCAAUUGUUUAUAUGACCGGCGUAGUGGGAGAGGACAGUUUUGCAUGUGGACCAUAUGGUGGCACCCCACAAUUAUUGGUCGCCCAAGGUGGUGAAGGUACUGCAUGCAGUGCUCUCGCUGUGGCGCACUAUUACUUCACGAUAGCUAGCAGUGUUUGGUGGGUCGUGCUAUGCUUGGCAUGGUUUCUAGCUGCAAAUCGUAAAUGGGGCGCAGAAUCUAUUGCCAGCCUGGCUCCUUACUUGCAUGCAGCAUGUUGGGGAAUACCAGCACUCCUGUCGGUCGUAGUACUUGUGACUAACUCGAUUGAUGGUGAUGUUUUUACAGGAAUCUGUUCUGUAGGAAAUCUCCAGCCGAAAGCGAUGCUCUAUUACUUGUUCUUACCACUCACUGGAUGUAUCGUUAUUGGACUUUUCCUGCUUGCUUGUGGCAUUUGCUCCAUGAUGCGCAUUCGCACGUAUAUCAAAUUGCAACACGCAGAUGUGGACAAAAACAUUCGAAAGUUAGAAAAGCUGAUGUUCAGGGUUAGUGGUUUUGCGGUCAUGUACGUGUUGCCGACUGCAGCGAGCGCUGCUGUGCUCUGUUAUCAAGCGAUUCAAAUGCCACUUUGGAUAGAUACACUGUACACGCUUCGAUGUCUCCAUCCUGACCGUGUCAAAUUUGGUUUCACUAUGCCACGAACAAGCUGCAGUCAACGAAUGGAUGCAAUCUCUCCAGGACCGGAAUUAGUACUUAUAUUCAUAAAGUAUCUCUGCCAGCUAAUCGUAGGCAUCACAUGUGCAGUUUGGAUCUGUAGUGCGAAAACGGUAGCCAGUUAUCAGAAAGCUUAUGCAAGAAUUAUUCUUCAACGUGCUGCCGUUGCAACGGAUGAGCAUUAA
Messenger RNA from Cooperia oncophora, 1659 nucleotides. The record is from the annotation of a GenBank genome assembly. NCBI's taxonomy places the organism in Eukaryota, Metazoa, Nematoda, Chromadorea, Rhabditida, Trichostrongylidae.